AUGGCUGCGCCCACCCCCGGCCAGCCGCGCUCGGAGCUGCAGUCCGAGUCGCAGCCCGACCUCAUCGAGGCCGCCGCCGGUGCCUCCCAGGCCCCUCCCGUCGUCGACAUCAAGCCCUUGCUCUCGCGCCUGUGGCCACGCCACCCAGACGUCACUGCCGCCGAGAUCUCCGACGCCAUCGAGCACUUCUUCACCGACCGCAUCGACGAUGUCCAGACCGGCGCCCUGCUCAUGUGCCUGCACUUCACCGGCCUGGACCGCGACCCCGACGUCCUGUCGCAGUGCGCCCGGAAGAUGCUCAGGGCCGCCGCACAGGUCGACUCCCUGCUGCUGCAGCGCAUCAUCCAGACCAGGGGCCGGAGGGAGGGCAGCUACACCGGCGGUUUCUGCGACAUUGUCGGCACUGGCGGCGACUCCCACAACACCUUCAACAUCUCUACCACCGCCUCCAUCCUCGCCUCCAGCCUCCUCCUCGUCUCCAAGCAUGGCAACCGUGCCUCCACCUCCAAGUCUGGCUCCGCCGACCUCAUCGCAAACAUGCGCUUCCCCACCCCGCCAGACAUGGCCGCCGUCCAGCCCGACAAGAUCGCCCAGAUCUACAGCAAGACCAAUUACGCCUUCCUCUUCGCGCCCUCCUUCCACCCCGGCAUGCGCUUCGUCUCCCCCGUGAGGAGGAAGCUGCCCUGGCGCACCAUCUUCAACCUGCUCGGGCCCCUGGCCAACCCCAUGGAUGUCCACGACAGGCCCAUGCUCGAGGCGAGGGUCAUUGGCGUCGCGAGGAGGGACCUCGGCCCCGUCUUUGCCGAGGCACUUCGCCUCAACGGCGUGAGGAAGGCCAUGGUCGUCUGCGGGGACGAGGAACUGGACGAGGUCAGCUGUGCCGGCCCCACACUGUGCUGGAGGCUCGCCGAGGAUACCGCUGGCCAGGUACAGGUCCAGCAUUUCAAACUCGCGCCCGAGGACUUUGGCCUGUCCAGACACCCGCUCGACACGGUAUCGCCUGGCAAGGAGCCGGCCGAGAACGCCAAGAUCCUGAAGAGGAUACUGAAAAACGAGCUCGCCGACGAUGAUCCCAUCCUCGAGUUUGUGCUCAUCAACACUGCCGCCCUCUUCGUGGUCUCCGGGGUGUGCGACGCAGACUCGAGCGAAAUGGGCCAUGGCGAUGAUGGCAUCGUGGUGCAAGAGGCAGGUCCUGGCGGGGGUAGGUGGAAGGAAGGGGUGAGAAGAGCCCGAUGGGCGGUCAAGAGCGGCGAGGCUUGGAGGCAAUGGGAUGCAUUCGUCCAGGUCACGAACGAUCUCAACAGUGGACAUGCCUAG
Diaporthe amygdali is the source of this 1317-nucleotide messenger RNA. RefSeq names its product nthranilate phosphoribosyltransferase. The transcript is spliced from 2 exons. The coding region runs from base 1 to 1317 and encodes 438 amino acids. Gene Ontology annotation, biological process: L-tryptophan biosynthetic process. Gene Ontology annotation, molecular function: anthranilate phosphoribosyltransferase activity. Gene Ontology annotation, cellular component: cytosol. The record is from RefSeq and is a predicted model, not a curated record. Lineage: Eukaryota; Fungi; Ascomycota; Sordariomycetes; Diaporthales; Diaporthaceae.